This is a messenger RNA of Helianthus annuus (common sunflower), 1637 nucleotides long. Its product is annotated as serine/threonine-protein kinase PCRK1. Gene Ontology annotation, biological process: protein phosphorylation. The transcript is spliced from 4 exons. Bases 177 to 1382 code for a protein of 401 amino acids. Gene Ontology annotation, molecular function: protein kinase activity; ATP binding. NCBI's taxonomy places the organism in Eukaryota, Viridiplantae, Streptophyta, Magnoliopsida, Asterales, Asteraceae. The record is from RefSeq and is a predicted model, not a curated record.
AAGAUAAUCAAUCAAAACUUCCUACUAUUUCAACUAUCAUUUCUCAUUGUUUAUUCCUUUAUUUGUUAAGCUGAGUAGAUUUCUUUUCCAGCUGCUCCAUCUGGGAUCAUCUAAAUUUGAGCUGAAUAUAAUCCAGUUUUUUUACAGCUAAGACACUAAAUCUUUGGAGGCCGGCUAUGUAUUGUUUUGCAUUUACAUGCCGUGAAGAAAAAGAUGAACCGAAAAAUCCGACAAAAUCGAUAUCUAAUACUUCUUCAUCUACAGGAAGAUCAUGGACAGGAUUGAACUCUAAAUCUGUGUCUAAAGUUAGCACCAAGCGAACCCGAAGGAGGGCUAAUGUUCCAAGCUGUUUACAGAGGCCAAGUAACCUAAAAGAAUUCACUUUCUCUGAACUCAAGUUGGCCACCAAUGGAUUUAGCCGGUCUUCGAUAAUUGGCGAGGGUGGGUUCGGGUGUGUCUACUUGGGCUCCAUCAAGUCCCCUCAAGACCAGACUAAAAGGGUUCAUGUGGCUGUCAAGCAGCUCGGUAGACGGGGUUUACAGGGGCACAAGGAGUGGGUAACGGAGGUGAACGUUCUCGGGGUGGUUGAGCACCCAAACCUUGUGAAGCUCGUUGGCUAUUGCGCAGAAGAUGAUGAACGAGGGAUCCAACGGCUUCUAGUUUAUGAAUAUAUGCCCAAUGGAAGUGUUGAAGAUCAUUUAUCGGCAAGGACCGAGGAACCUCUUUCAUGGGCCAUGAGACUUAAAGUGGCUCAAGAUGCCGCUCGUGGCUUGACAUACCUCCAUGAAAAAAUGGACUUUCAAAUUAUAUUCAGAGAUUUCAAAUCUUCCAACAUCCUUCUCGAUGAUCAAUGGAACUCCAAACUUUCGGAUUUUGGUUUAGCUAGGUUAGGUCCCCAAGAAGGACGAACCCAUGUCACUACAGCGGUUGUGGGAACAAUGGGAUAUGCAGCUCCAGAGUAUAUACAAACUGGUCGACUCAGAUCCCAGAGUGACGUAUGGAGCUACGGUGUUUUUCUGUAUGAACUUAUCACGGGUAGGCGUCCAGUGGAUCGUAACCUACCCAAGAAGCAACAAAACCUUCUAGAAUGGGUGAAACCCUAUCUUAGCUCUGCAAAGUUUUCGCUAAUAGUCGAUUCUAGGUUAGAAGGUAAAUACUCAAUGGAAACAGCACAAAGACUAUCCAUUGUAGCCAACAAGUGUUUGUCCAAGAAUCCAAAAGCAAGACCAAAGAUGAGCGAGGUCUUGGAAAUGGUUAACCGGCUCGUUGAAAAUGCAUCAGAAGGAACCAGUCCCAGACUGCCUCUAGGUAGUCCGGUUCAUGUUGCCCCUUCUGUUGAAUCCAGCGAGCCGGAUAAUGUUUCUGAGGAGUCAACGGAAUAAGCAUAUGAGAACAUGCCAAGUAAAGGAAAGAAUAUGUAUAAGAGAAGGUUUACUAAUAUCAAAUUAGUAGACAUUGAUUAUUUGGGACAAAAGGGUGUUAUUAGUCAAUGUCAUUUUUCCCCUUUGUGUUGUUUGUACAAAAGUGUAGUCUGCUAGAUGGGAAGGACAAAUUAGUAAUUUAACUGAUAUAUAAAUGAGGGAUGGUGGUAAGAAGUUUGUUAAAUUAUAUGAAACGUUUUGUCAUUUUUAUGCUUA